CAGUAAAAUAAAUAAAAUAAUAUCUGCUGCCCUAAUUUUUUUCCCCUUUUUUAAAAAUUAAACCCAAACAAACGCAUCUUCAUUCUCCAAUAAUUCCCAAAUUCAGAUUCUUCCGCGCCCUAAUUGAUGUGAAGUGCCUGUUUAAUUUUCAGUUCCCUACUCUAUUCACCAUCGCCACCGUCUCUCUCACCUCCAACCUUUUUUCUAUGGUCGCACGGUGUCGAAUCCCGUUAACAAACAGUUGCGUAAUUAGGGUGGGAUUUCAGAAACAGCAUCGUUUUGCAGUUCAAGAAUCGCGCAGCAGGCGAAGUUAAAUUGUUUGUUUGAGGGCGGAAUUCAAUAAUAGAAACGUUUUUCCCAGUUCAAGGAUCGCGUUAGCAGUUAUACCAGGACUCUUGCAAUUGGUGAAGAAGGAAAACAUGAUUUAUACAGCAAUCGACACGUUUUAUCUGACAGAUGAACAGCUGAAGAACUCACCGUCAAGUAAAGAUGGGAUUGAUGAAGCCACUGAAACUACACUUAGAAUCUAUGGGUGUGACCUCAUACAAGAAUGUGGCAUACUGCUUAAACUACCUCAAGCUGUUAUGGCAACUGGUCAGGUCUUAUUUCAUCGUUUCUACUGCAAAAAAUCAUUUGUCCGGUUUAAUGUAAAGAGGGUUGCUGCCAGUUGUGUUUGGCUUGCUUCAAAACUUGAAGAAAGUCCUAGGAAAGCAAGACAGGUUCUGAUUGUUUUUCACAGGAUGGAAUGUAGGAGAGAGAAUCUGCCCAUUGAACAUUUGGAUACAUUUUCCAAGAAAUAUGUGGAUCUAAAGGGAGAUUUGAUUAGAACAGAAAGACAUCUAUUAAAAGAGAUGGGUUUCAUCUGCCAUGUUGAGCAUCCUCAUAAAUUUAUAUCAAAUUACCUUGCAACACUGGAAACUCCCCCAGAACUUAGACAAGAAGCAUGGAAUCUUGCAAAUGACAGUUUACGCACAACCUUGUGUGUGAGAUUUAGAAGUGAGGUUGUGGCUUGUGGCGUCGUGUAUGCUGCAGCACGUCGAUUUCAAGUACCACUACCUGAAAACCCUCCUUGGUGGAAAGCAUUUGAUGCAGACAAAUCUGGAAUUGAUGAAGUUUGUAGAGUUUUGGCUCAUUUAUACAGCCUUCCAAAGGCCCAGUAUGUACCUGUAUGCAAGGAAGGGGGUUCUUUUGCUACGCCUAAUCGAGCCUGGGAUUCACCACAUCAGUCAGUUUCAAAGGAUGGUUUGUUGACAGGACCAAUCGCUAAUGAAGAUGCUAGUGCUGGAAAGGUGUCUUCCGCUGCUGCUAUAAACCAGGAAGUUGGAAAGGAUGAACUGAUUAAAGAUGCUCCUGACAAAUUGAAGGAGUCGAAGAAAACCGAUGAUGGAUCAUUAAGCACGAUUAAUGGUGGAGAGUCGAGAGAAGAACCUGAGUCAAAAUUAGUGUCGGAUAAUAGAACAGACACUAGUGGAGAAAGGGUCCUUGAGAGAGAGAGAGGCAGAGAAAGGGAAAGAGAUAAAACUAAGAGCAGAGACUAUGAAAGAGGGCGGGAAUCUGAUCGGGAAAGAGGAAGGGGAGACACUGAAAGGGACAGGGACAAUGUCAAGGAAAGGGGUCAUCGUUCGAGGGACAAAGGAAAAGAUUCUGGACACAUGGAGAAACCUAGACAUCAUUCAUCUCGAGAUCGUGACUACCGCAGCUCUUCUUAUUCAUCGAGAGAUAAAGACCGCAGGAAACAUCAUUCGUAUGCUUGAACUGAGGCCUUCGUUCGUUUUCGGCUAUUCUGCUCCAUGAUGGUAUCAUAAUACUUGUGGGCACAUACAUAUACAAGGAGUUGAAAUGUGAUGCGCAUCCAUUGAGCGAAUGUGGAUAUGCGGGAGGGAGAUUCAUUUUUGUUGGCUGUAUGUAUGACUGAAAAUACAUAAAAAGUUCAGUGACUGUAUUAUUAUUAUUAUUAUUAUUAUUAUUAUUAUUAUUACACAUACUAAAUGUUCUUUUUAGUAGUAGUAAUCUGAAUAUUGCAGGUAUCGUUUUUGUUGAAUGUGAAUCAGCAGUGUCCUAAAACUAGGGGCCAUCAAGAGAUCUAUGCAAUCUGAAACCUUUUUUAUUUUUUAUUUUUUUUUUAUUUAUUAAUUGAUGUUUGAUUUCA
This is a messenger RNA of Erythranthe guttata (spotted monkey flower), 2149 nucleotides long. Its product is annotated as cyclin-L1-1. The record is from RefSeq and is a predicted model, not a curated record. NCBI's taxonomy places the organism in Eukaryota, Viridiplantae, Streptophyta, Magnoliopsida, Lamiales, Phrymaceae. Gene Ontology annotation, molecular function: cyclin-dependent protein serine/threonine kinase regulator activity. Gene Ontology annotation, biological process: regulation of transcription by RNA polymerase II.